AUGGUCCCGAGAGUCGGGGCGGUCUGUGUUCAAAUGUGUGGGCGGGCUGUUUAUGGAGGGGCUGCUUUUUUCUUCAGAAGGAAAACCGUUCCUGACUGUUUCUGGACAGCGAUCCUGUUGGUAACCUCCGGAUUGUUUGCGGAGUAAUCCUGUGGCUGCGUUGGGAAAUUUAAUGGUCCCGGAUCACCGCUCAACGAUUUCGGGAGAUGUAGUCUUUAAGUAGCGUGGAUUGGUUUCAAACAAGAUUCAAACGUUCAUCUUCAUGGACACUACGAAAUUUCGGCACAAGGGGGCCUUGAUGCUGCGGAAUGACAAACACAUGCUCAAUCUCCGGCUGGGACGGAACCCAAAGCAGCGCUGGCAGAAAGUGUUAUAUAAGAGGCAGCCAUUUCCUGAUAACUAUGUGGACCAAAGUUUCUUAGAGAAGCUACGCAAGAAUGUUCAUGCACGCCAGUACCAGUACUGGGCAGUGGUGUUUGAAUCUGGAGUGGUGAUACAACAGCUGUGCAGUGUCUGUGUCUUUGUGGUCAUCUGGUGGUACAUGGACAUGGGACUUCUAGCUCCCCAGUGGCUAUUUGGAGCUGGCCUGAUCUCUUCCCUAAUUGGUUAUGUUCUCUUUGAUGUGGUUGACUCAGGAAUGGGGAGAAGUCAGAGUGGCCAGACACGGUGGGGAGAUCUGAAGAAUGCUGUGGUAUUUGUGGCCUUCACCUAUGGCUUUUCCCCAGUAUUGAAGACCUUAACUGAAUCCAUCAGCACAGACACUAUUUAUGCUAUGGCUGCCUUAAUGCUCCUAGGACACUUGAUCUUCUAUGACUAUGGGGCUAAUGCUGCCAUUGUGUCCAGUGCACUGUCUCUCAACAUGGCUAUCUUUGCUUCAGUGUGCUUGGCUUCACGGCUGCCUCGCUCCUUGCAUGCUUUUGUCAUGGUGACAUUUGCUAUCCAGAUAUUUGCCCUGUGGCCUAUGCUGCAAAAGAAGCUCAAAGCCCAAACCCCUCGAUGCUAUGUGGUAGUUACCUUGCUCUUUGCUGUGUCUGCCUUGGUGGGUCUGGUGACCAUUUCCAGUGUUGGAGCUGUUCUUUUCGCCCUCCUCCUAGUCUCCAUCUCAUGCCUGUGUCCUUACUGCCUUAUUAGACUGCAGCUGUUCAAAGACAACAUUCAUGGGCCUUGGGAUGAAGCUGAAAUCAAGGAAGAUCUGUCCAAAUUUCUCAGGUAGUUCAUGGAGUCACACAGUAACAUGCUGAACAGUUCUUGUUCAAGUGGAGCCACAACUGAAGUUGCUCUGACUUGCCUCCAGUUUGAGACAAUAGCAGUUCAGGAACUGUUUUGAUACACACAGUCAACCAGUUCAUGUAAUUUGGACUUCCUAGUUUUAAAAAUAUAUUUGAAUAAAUAUUGGAUACUGUGA
Molecule: messenger RNA, 1405 nt
Organism: Pogona vitticeps (central bearded dragon)
Lineage: Eukaryota; Metazoa; Chordata; Lepidosauria; Squamata; Agamidae
Source: RefSeq, a predicted model, not a curated record